Salvelinus fontinalis (brook trout) is the source of this 2036-nucleotide messenger RNA. It is a transcript of the gene smpd1, whose product is annotated as sphingomyelin phosphodiesterase 1. The record is from RefSeq and is a predicted model, not a curated record. Gene Ontology annotation, molecular function: acid sphingomyelin phosphodiesterase activity. Lineage: Eukaryota; Metazoa; Chordata; Actinopteri; Salmoniformes; Salmonidae. Gene Ontology annotation, cellular component: lysosome. Gene Ontology annotation, biological process: ceramide biosynthetic process; sphingomyelin catabolic process.
UCCCCGUACUGGCUCAUAAAACAAGGCAGUCGUCGUUCAUUCGUUCGUUUGUUUCUUGUUCAGCAGUUUUGGGGUGUUAGACCGAAGGUUUCUCUCUCGGUUCAGCAGCACACGAGUUUGUCACAAAUCGAUUAUAUUUAUUGCUGCGCUGUAGACUUUUAUAAAGAAGGAAACAAAGCUGUCAUCACAGCGCUUCCUGUUUUUUAUUUUGUUACAUCGGUGUCGCAACCAAACAGAACACAACAGCUGCGAAUGGGAACUUGGUUAUUGUGUGAUAGCUGACUAGCUAACUAAGCAACUAGAGGUUUUAGAAAAAGGCAAUUUGAAUCGUUUAUUUUUGUAGUUUACUUAUUUUUCAAAUAUUGGACUGAACAUUUUUGAAUCCCUUUCGGCGAGCUAACUUCGCUGUUGAGCAGAACAAUGCGCUUCGCACCUAUCCCCUGCGCCGUGGGGCUGCUGUGUUUUGUUCUGGUGUUGUGCUCGGUACCAUUGGGGACCUCGUUCCCCGUUCAGGACGAGGGGAAACCGGGCAUAACGUUUCUGGAAGAGGUCGGGCGUCUCCGGGUCGGGUUCAACUGGCGGAACCUGACCUGUCCGGUGUGUAAAGUCCUCUUCACCAUACUGGAUAUCGCUCUGCUGAGUGACGUUAACGAGGAGCGGGUUGCGCGGGCCGUGGGUGAGGCCUGUAUCCGUCUCCACCUGGCUGAAGAGCGGGUCUGUCGUCAAAUCACAGAGCUGUUCAGAGAUGACUUCAUCAGCGCCUUGCAGCAGUCUCUGUUGUGGCCGUCGGAGGCCUGCGCUCUGCUGGUGGGGAGGUCAUGUGGACGCUUCGAUAUCUAUGCCCCCUGGAACGUAACCCUACCCCGGAUCCCCAAACCUCCAGUCACCCCGCCUACACCCCCCAAGCCUGGAGCACCACAGAGCAGGGUUCUCUUCCUCACAGACAUACACUGGGAUCAGGAGUAUGCAGUGGGCAGCUCUGCCGACUGUAAGGACCCGCUGUGUUGUCGUAAUGAGUCUGGAUCUCCCAACUGGCGUCAGAGAGCGGCUGGGUUCUGGGGUUCCUACAGUAAAUGUGACCUGCCCCUGAGAACCGUGGAGAACAUGUUGGAGAAUGCAGCUAGAACCGGUCCGUGGGACUGGGUCUACUGGACAGGAGACAUACCCGCUCAUAACAUUUGGUCUCAAACCAGGAAGCAGCAACUGUCUGAACUCACCGUUAUCACCAGACUGAUACACAGUCACCUAGGUAACUUGAAGGUGUACCCGGCGAUCGGUAACCACGAGAGCACCCCGGUCAACAGUUUCCCCCCGCCGUUCGUCCACGGCAACCGGUCGUCACGCUGGCUCUAUGACACCAUGGCCGAGGAGUGGGCGCCAUGGUUACCAGAACAGGCCCUGAAGACCCUUAGGUAUGAGGGUACAAUCACGGGUCAGUUCUUCGGCCACACGCACAUGGAUGAGUUUCAGAUGUUUUAUGACGAGGCGACGAUGACUAGGGCUGUGGGCGUGGCCUUCAUCGCUCCCUCCAUCACCACCUACGUCAACCUCAACCCAGGUUACCGGGUCUACCUGGUCGACGGUAACUACAAGGACAGUUCUCGGUUUGUUCUGGACCACGAGACGUACAUCUUAAACCUUACAGAGGCUAACCGACAACCUGAAGGGGGCGUCUCCACCACCUCACAACACCCCAUCUUCCACCCUGACCCGAACCCCAAAUGGACCCUCCUCUACCGAGCUUCUGAAGCCUACGGCGUCUCCUCCCUGUUCCCGUCGGACUGGGACGGGCUGAUCAGGACCUUCCUCCAGGACGACCGCGUGUUUCAGCGGUUCUGGUACCUCAGACAUAAAGGCCACGUGUCAGAACCCUGUAUAGAUGCCUGUAAGGCGACCGUUGUCUGUUUCCUACGUUCAGGCAGAUAUGAUGAGCUGAAGCAGUGUGAUCUGUUGGCGUUCGGGGGGGAUAUGGUUACAGCUGUUAGGAAGACACUGUGUUGAACUGGGUUAGGGUGGGGGCUCUGUGUGGGGGGGGG